Metarhizium album ARSEF 1941 is the source of this 963-nucleotide messenger RNA. Its product is annotated as transcription initiation factor TFIID subunit 11. Lineage: Eukaryota; Fungi; Ascomycota; Sordariomycetes; Hypocreales; Clavicipitaceae. Gene Ontology annotation, biological process: transcription initiation at RNA polymerase II promoter; RNA polymerase II preinitiation complex assembly. Gene Ontology annotation, molecular function: protein heterodimerization activity; transcription coactivator activity. Gene Ontology annotation, cellular component: transcription factor TFIID complex; nucleus. The transcript has 2 exons. The coding region runs from base 1 to 963 and encodes 320 amino acids. The record is from RefSeq and is a predicted model, not a curated record.
AUGGCUUCGCCGCCGUACGCUACCUCGCCAUUGGCCUUGUCGCCGCCGAAUCCGUCGCCAGCACAGCUUCCCAACAAGAAGCGACCGUCUCCUCUGGACGGUAACGCCCCCCCCAUCAAGCGUCGGAAGCCUUCCAGCCUGUCACAAUCUUCGGCCCCUGCCCAUCCGCUACGGCAGACUUCCUUCCCGCCCGAGGGCAGAUCCCCGUAUGCGCGAUCGCCAUCCGUCGACGCCACCUCCAUCGUGAGCGGCGGCGCCCACAGCGCAGCAGCCAGCGGAGUCGCGAGGAAGAAGAGAGGCCGCAAGUCCAAGAACGCAAAGGGCGACGAGGGCGAAGGGACGCCAAGCCUGGUCGGGGGCAGAGCGCCCACCAGCGUGAGCGGACAGGGUGGCGACAAGGAGGCCGAGGACGACGAGGACGACGAGGAGAAUGGGGAAAUGGCGGUGGAGGCGUCGGGCGCCCGUACGCAGGAACAGAAGCAGGAAGAGAUCCGGCUGAGAGCCAUGCUGGUGGAGGCCUUUGACAGCGAGCAGUACAACCGAUACGAGCUGUGGCGAGCCGCCAAGCUGUCCGACGCCGUCGUCAAGAGGGUGGUCAACGCGACGGUGUCGCAGUCGGUGCCGCAAAUGGUCAGCACGGCGGUCAAGGCGGUCGCCAAGCUGUUCGCCGGCGAGAUCAUCGAGGCGGCGCGAAACGUGCAGGGCGAGUGGAUCUCUGCGGGCGAGAAGCAGACGGAUCUGCCGACGCCGCCGCCGUCAACGGACGACGGGGCCAACGACGGGGCGGGGGAGCCCGAGGUCAGGCGAGGUCCGAUGCGGCCAGACCACCUGCGGGAGGCGUGGCGACGAUACAAGCUGUCUGGGGAGAGUCGGGGCGUGGGCGUGCAGCAGCUGUGGCACGCACAGCAGGGCAGCGGCGUGGAGAGAUUUUCAACGAGGACACGAAGGCGAUUGUUUAGAUGA